UAUUAGCUAUUAAGCUACCAAGAACAAAGAAAGGGAGAUAAUAAAAAUUUACUCCUAAAUUAUAUUCUUUAGAAAAAAAAUGCAAAAACCUAUAUUGCAUAAAUCUUUACAGCAACUAAUGCAAGAAGAAACAUUAAAAGAUCAAAAUGCUGUUGCAGCCAUUGUUGCUGAUUCAAUCACCUUAGAGUCCAAAACAUCAGUAGAUCAUUUUUCUAUCUCCAUUAUCAAUGAGAGUAGCAGGAGUACUAGAAUUAAUCCUUUGGAAGAACAUGAUUAUGAAGAUAAUACAAUUAUUAACAGUAAUAAUAAUAAAAAUUAUAACGUAAGUUUUUCAUCAGAAAGAAAGGUUGAAGAAGAGGAAGGAGAGAAAAAGGAAGAAAUUCAUCCAAUAGAAGCAUGGCUUCCUAUCACAGAAUCAAGAAAGGGAAACUUAUAUUUCUGCAUCUUUCAUUUGCUUUCUUCUGGGCUUGGAAUUCAGUCACUUGCUCUUCCUCUGGCUUUUACAACUCUUGGCUGGUUUUGGGGAAUCACAUGGUUUUCAAUGGCAUUCAUAUGGCAACUCUACACCAUUUGGCUUCUUACUCAACUCCAUGAAUCCUCCACUGGCUAUCGCUGCAGCCGAUACCUCCAACUAGCCAUGGCAGCAUUUGGUCCUAAGCUUGGGAAAUUGCUAGCUCUCUUUCCAGUAAUGUACUUGUCUGGAGGAACCUGUGUAACACUUCUGAUAGCUGGUGGUGGGACAAUGCAACAUCUAUACCAUAUACUGUGUCAAAAUGGUGAUAUUUGCCAUCCAAACUCACCAACUACUAUAGAAUGGUACUUGGUUUUUGUAUGCUUAGCCAUUGCUAUAGCACAGCUCCCUAACUUGAAUUCAGUGGCUUGGGUAUCACUAAUUAGCGCGAUCACAGCCAUGGUUUACUGCACUCUUAUCUGGAUUUUAUCCAUCAGCAAUGAUGGACAUACUGGAUAUACAUACCGCCACCCUGCUAAGGGGUUGGAACUUGAGAUGAGAUCAUUCAAGGAUGUUCUAUUGGCAAUUGGGGUAGUUGCUUUUUCUUUCAGAGGUCAUAACCUUGUGCUUGAGAUUCAGGGAACUCUACCAGCAAACACAAAAGAUCCAACCAACAAAAGAAUGUGGAAAGGAGUAAAAAUUUCAUAUGCACUAAUAGCAAUAUGUUUGCUUCCCCUAGCAAUUAGUAGGUACUCGGCCUAUGGGAACUUGAUAUCAAAUGCAGGGAAGUGGAAUACAAAAUUCCAUGGGAAACAUGGCUCAGACUUGAAGCUAGCCAUAAUAUACUUCUUUCUCAUCAUAAACAGUCUAUGUUCAUUUCAAGUUUAUGCAAUGCUAGUUUUCGACAAUUUUGAGCUGCGGUACGUGACAAUCAAGAAGAAGCCCUGCACCUGGUGGCUAAGAGCAGGGUUAAGAAUAUUUUUCGGGGCAUUGGUAUUCUUCAUAGCAGUCGCGGCUCCAUUUUUGCCCCUACUAGCGCCUCUAAUCGGAGGGAUUGCUUUACCAGUUACCUUUGCUUACCCAUGUUUUAUGUGGAUCUCUAUUAAGAAACCCUGUAAAUUUGGUGCAAUGUGGUUUCUUAACUUGGUUCUUGGUAGCUUAGGCAUUCUGCUUAGUGUUUUGUUAAUCAUCGCAGCUAUUUCCAAUCUUGUAACCAAGGGUCUAUCUACCAAUUUCUUCCAUCCUAAACCAUAGUUGAUUUUGUAACAUUUUACUUUGAUGGAAAUAUACAUGAGAGUAAUAAUAUGCUCUCGGAAGCACAAUGAGAACUGUGCUCCUACAAUACAAAAUA
Molecule: messenger RNA, 1802 nt
Organism: Beta vulgaris subsp. vulgaris (sugar beet)
Lineage: Eukaryota; Viridiplantae; Streptophyta; Magnoliopsida; Caryophyllales; Amaranthaceae
Product: lysine histidine transporter-like 7
Exons: 5
Coding region: 80-1705 (541 amino acids)
Cellular component (GO): plasma membrane
Source: RefSeq, a predicted model, not a curated record